Apaloderma vittatum (bar-tailed trogon) is the source of this 2687-nucleotide messenger RNA. RefSeq names its product nuclear receptor subfamily 1 group D member 2-like. Gene Ontology annotation, molecular function: RNA polymerase II cis-regulatory region sequence-specific DNA binding; nuclear receptor activity; zinc ion binding. Gene Ontology annotation, biological process: hormone-mediated signaling pathway; negative regulation of transcription by RNA polymerase II; positive regulation of transcription by RNA polymerase II. The record is from RefSeq and is a predicted model, not a curated record. NCBI's taxonomy places the organism in Eukaryota, Metazoa, Chordata, Aves, Trogoniformes, Trogonidae.
GGAGGGAGGGAGGGAGGGAGGGAAAGGAGUGCACCCAGGGACACGUGAUGGCUGGGUCUGGUGGUGCUGGGUCACGGCGUGGCUCACAUGGCAGCGGUGCAUGUCUGCUUGUUAUGUCACUACGUGCCGCCUUUUUUUUUUUUCUUGCCUUAGGGGGUGUGAUAGCUUACAUCAGCUCUUCAAGCUCGGCAUCUAGCCCAGCCUCAUGUCACAGCGAGAGCUCAGACAGCGGUUUCCAGUCGUCCUCUUCGCCUGUUCCAUCUUCUCCGAACAGCUCCUCCUCGGAAAGCAGCUGAAUGGCCGGAGUGGCGAGGGCUCCGAUGGGGCACCGAAGAGCGAUCGGCUGGAGGAGGCUGUUAAAACAAACCAGUCGAGUGUGGCUGGUUUGACAAAAGGCCAUAACGGAGUCACAAAAUUUAAUGGCAUGGUUCUUCUUUGCAAAGUCUGUGGAGAUGUCGCUUCAGGAUUUCAUUAUGGUGUUCAUGCCUGUGAGGGCUGCAAGGGAUUUUUCAGAAGAAGCAUUCAGCAAAACAUCCAGUAUAAGAAGUGCUUGAAGAAUAAUAACUGCUCUAUAAUGAGAAUGAAUAGGAACAGAUGCCAGCAGUGUCGAUUCAAAAAAUGCCUGUCUGUUGGGAUGUCAAGAGAUGCUGUUCGAUUUGGCCGUAUUCCCAAACGUGAAAAACAGAGGAUGCUGAUUGAAAUGCAGAGUGCCAUGAAAACCAUGAUGAACAGUCAGUUCAGCGGUCACUUACCCAAUGAAGCAUUAACAGAACAUCAAGAUCAAGCGCCUCCAGACGACCUUUCCUCCAAGCCCAAACAAGAGCGGGAAACCAUCAAAAGCCCUUCUCCCCCUCCUAGUGCUGACAUGGCUAAGGAAGAAGUGAUCGGGAUGGUCACCAGGGCCCACAAAGACACUUUCAUGUACAACCAAGAACAGUCCCAAAACCCGGCAGAGAUGAUGCAGCCCCAAAGUGGGGAGAGAGUAUCCAAGAGCGCUGAGCAGUACCUCCUGAGCAACGAGCACUGUGUUGGCGGGCUCGGUGGCCCUCAGUACCCUGAGAGCGAGCAGCACCUUGGCGGACAGUACAAAGGGAGAAGCGCGAUGCAUUAUCCCAGCGGGCAUGCCGUGUGUUUCCCAAGUGGGCACUGUAUGAACUUCACCGGGGGUUAUACUCAGCGACUGUGCGAUAGGAUCCCAGAAGACGGCUUUUCUCCAGGCAAGAAUGCUGCUUACUCCUGCAGCACCGGAGGAAGAAUGCAUCUGGUCUGCCCAAUGAGCAAGACUCCCCAUGUGGACCCAAACAAGUCUGGCCAUGAAGUCUGGGAAGAGUUUUCCCUGAGUUUUACUCCUGCGGUGAAGGAAGUGGUGGAGUUUGCCAAGCGCAUCCCAGGUUUCCGAGAUCUCUCCCAACAUGACCAGGUUAAUCUUCUGAAGGCUGGAACCUUUGAGGUUUUAAUGGUACGUUUUGCAUCUUUGUUUGAUGCAAAGGAACGUACCGUCACUUUCCUGAGUGGAAAGAAGUACAGUGUGGAUGACUUGCAUUCAAUGGGAGCUGGUGAUCUGCUCAACUCGAUGUUUGAAUUUAGUGAGAAACUGAAUGCCCUGCAACUUAGUGAUGAGGAAAUGAGUUUGUUUACAGCAGUUGUCCUGGUAUCUGCUGAUCGCUCUGGAAUAGAAAAUGUCAAUUCUGUGGAGGCACUUCAGGAAACACUAAUCCGUGCAUUAAGGACCUUAAUCAUGAAAAACCACCCAAAUGAAGCCUCUAUUUUCACCAAACUUCUUUUGAAAUUACCUGAUCUGCGUUCCUUAAACAACAUGCACUCUGAAGAACUCUUGGCCUUUAAAGUUCACCCAUAGGCCUUUAGGUCUCAUUUGUACUUGGACUUGCCUCGUGUUAAACUGUUUUGUGCUGAAAUAUGUAUUUAUACAGUUGUACCACUUGUUGGAGGGAGAGAGUUUGCAGACUGUGAGCUGUUGAUAGCUGUCCCGUAACCAUGCAAUAACGCUUCAGCAGGUGCUUUCAGCUAACGGCGACGCAGCGUUCCCAAGUCCUCCGAGAUGUCUGGACCUGGCUGCGCCGCCCUUCUGCGGGAGAGGUUGCGAUGAGCCUGAGUAAAUACAGACUGCUCUUUCAUUUAGAGACAAAAAAAAAAAAAAGAGCCACCGCUGCCCUCUCAUGUGAAGUGAGCGCAAAAUAACUGUAUGUGAAUCCAGAGCGUGGAAUGGAGUGGGAACAAUCCUGUGCUAAUAGGAAAAUGGAAGAGCUGAUUUAAUUGGUCUUUCACUUAUCUAAUAGAUGUCUGUCUGUGUCUCUUGGUAACUCACUCAUGGCUUCACUGUUGUUGUUCCAUUAAACCUGGUGGAAUGAUUUCAGCCUGCACCAGCUCUUCACCGAGCGUGUUUUCAUGCCAUGUGUAUAUACUAUAAAUAGUUAAGUAAUGAGUGUUUAUGGCUAUAUAAAGUACAGAGUUGUGUGUAUAUAUGUGUAUGUAUAUAAAUAGUUCUAUACAUAAAGUAUACAUAUAAUUUCUUCACAAUAUUUUAAACUGUGAAGGAAUUUAAACUUACAACAGAAGGUGAUCUAUGGAAAGAACCAAAUAGAUGCACUUUGCAUAUUGCUGAACUAAUUAUCUGAGCAUUUCUAAUUUUUAGAAAACAUCAAAUUUGCAUUAAUAUGCUGUGUUUG